Molecule: messenger RNA, 2376 nt
Organism: Colletotrichum scovillei
Lineage: Eukaryota; Fungi; Ascomycota; Sordariomycetes; Glomerellales; Glomerellaceae
Exons: 3
Coding region: 666-2015 (449 amino acids)
Cellular component (GO): cytoplasm
Source: RefSeq, a predicted model, not a curated record
UUUACCUUGCUGUGUACAUCAUAGGGUACGGAUACUUUGUAGUCUCACUCACAUGCAGCCGACCUGCCCUACAAGGACGGGGUCUAGUGUACAAGUCCAUGGUAGGAACGGGCCUGGACUGGCUGUGCCUGUCGUCGGCAUCUCGCCCACCCUCAUGCUCAUGACUCUAUUGCCCCUCGCCUGGCAAGCACCUUACUUCUUUCCCACCAAGCGGAACAACGGACGACGCUGGAAACUAUCAAAAGGGCACCCGCGCCUACUUUGGUGCGACCCAGGAUUCCACGUUCUCUCAACUCUCGUCUCUUGUCUGCAUUGCAUUGCUUCGCUCUGCAUCUCGCAUGCUUCUUUUUUGACACAACACCUCAACUGUCCCACUACCAUCAGCAGACUCACCUUCGGUGUGUCGCAUACACCGCCCACACCGAGAUCACUUCAUUGUCUUGGCAAAGGACGGACUCGCUUUCGGAUCAUUCGAAAUAAACAUCGCAAUCUCCAGUAAACGAGCUGCCGACCUAUUUUGAGGCUCCCGCUAGACCACUUGCUCAUCUCUAUCCCUACCUUGACUCCGUCUUCGCGACUUCGCCUGUGCACCGGGUAACCCGAUUACCUCACCGUAAGGAUACACACACCCGUUCACCGGUAUCGUCGCAUCGACGUCAGUAGCCAUGGACGGAUCCGACAAGCAGUGGGCUAAAGCAUACUUGCUCGACCCUCUUACUGCUCCCGAACCAAGCCAAGAAACAGGUCCCGGAAGCUCUUUCAUAAACCCCGAUCCACUGCUUCGAACUUUCUCGCAGAAGAAGAAAGGCAAAGAACCAGUUCAGAAUAGCGACAAGAGCCAGACCAGCCAUAAAGCUCAUAGCCGUACCUCAUCGUAUCCCACUCCGCCUGCAUCCGCAAGCCCAACUCGAUCCAGCUUUCACUCAUCCAACCCGUUUUCACCGACUUAUCAGCGCGCUUCAGUGUCCGUGUCUAGAGGACCUGCUUCUCCAACAUCGCCUUCUUCACCGGGCCAUCCCUUAGGCCGCAGUACCAGCGUUCGAAGCAACGGUCUCCGAAGCCCGUCUUCGCCGAGCAACCGCUUUCCACCAAGCACAAGUGUCACUCGAAGCAUCAGCGCACGCACUCGCUCUAACGCUGAGGCAAACGGCACCCAAGCCGAUUCUUCAGUUCAGCGCAGCAAGAGCGUGAACUCACACCAAGGCUCCAGCGGUCUUAGACGUUCCGGUUCCAUCAACCAGAGAUUUCCCGGCGAUAUGUCUCAUCGACCUCUAGACAUGAUCAAGCGCGAGCAGCGCGCCGCGGACCGCGCGCCUCACCUUAGAACGCGCAAAUAUGGCCCCGUGACGGACACCAUUGACUCGCUCGACAGUAUCGGCGGCGUCUACCAUCACGGCGGUCCCUAUGAUGCCACUUUGGCAUCCCGCAACCGCAACAAGAAGUAUGCGCCUGUUGAGGCUGUGAGGGAGUCCAACAUGGAGGCCUUGAGGGCUACGCCUCGCGAAUACAUUCAGGAUUCCCUGGACAAGCAUGUGCCGUUGCAAGGUACCGGCCUUAUUCCCGCCGGUGGCACUGACAUGAGCGGCAAUGUUAUGAACUAUGAGGAAGGAGCCGAUCUCAUGCGUGAGCCCAAUAACCAAGGCGGCGCUUACAAGAGAUGGGAUGGAAUCCAAUAUCACCCUGAUGAUUUGAAGGGAAAGGGAGAGCCUUCCUACACCUACGAGAGAGACCUUAAGGAGAAGAAGCGCAUGCGUAAGGCUUCUCUCGGCAACAGCCCCGCAGAAUACGAGAUGCGCUCCGGCAUCAACGCUCAGUCACGUAAGGAUAACGGGGCAAUGGUACGUCAGCGCAGUGUCAGCAAUGCUGCAGACGGAAGACCCGGCCCCUCCGAAUUGCCUAAGGGACAUUCCAACAGCGCCGACGUCCAUCGCCACAACAGCACCGGCAAGCAUUUCGGCGACAGCCUGAAGCGUCGUUUCGGCAGCAUACGUCGCAAGAACCACGCUGCGGCGUAGAUGUCUUUUGCGAAGACGGUUCGAUUGUUUUCUAUAUGGCGUUGAGACUUAAUGAUUUAACAAACGCCGCCUUUCACCAGCAUUUCAAUUAGUGUCGCUUAUUGCGGCAAGUGUACGAUUUAGAGGUCCGGUACCCGAAGGAGGAUGCCUCGUGGCGGGAAAAUUGUUAGAGCGAAGACAGAGUGCGCAGUGUGCAUUUGUCUGUCAAUGAGCAAAGGCGUUGAUGGAGACGAGCUGGCGUCAACAUUAUGCCAAACAGCAAGAGCCUGCAAAUUAUAUACCGCAUCACCAAAAGAAACGGGAAUUUUCUUAGUUUAAGUAAAUAGUAUACCCAUCAGUAUGAAUAUUUUCUACAUCUUCU